GUCGGGGCGCGAGGGGGCGGGGGCCCAGGAAGCGGAAAGCGGCGGCGCCGGCGGUGCACCCACCAUGUUGAGCCCCGCCAACGGGGAGCAGACGCCGCUGGCCAGCUACGUGGAGGACUACCUGGACUCGGUCGAGUCGCUGCCGUUCGACCUGCAGAGGAACGUGUCGCUCAUGCGGGAGAUCGACGCCAAGUACCAAGAGACCCUGAAGGACCUGGAUGAGUACUACGAGAAGUUCCGGCGGGAGACGGACGGCGCUCUCAAGCGGCGGGCCCUGCACUGCAUCCAGCGGGCGCUCAUCCGCAGCCAGGAGCUGGGCGACGAGAAGAUCCAGAUCGUGAGUCAGAUGGUGGAGCUGGUGGAGAACCGCGCCCGGCAGGUGGACAGUCACGUGGAGCUCUUCGAGGCGCACACCGAGGUGGGCGAUGCCCCGGGCGGCCUGGGCAAGGCCGGGCAGGAGAAGGCCAAGGGCGAGGCGCUGGCGCCGGCCGAGAAGCCCAACAACAAGCGGUCGCGGCGCCAGCGCAACCACGAGAACCGGGAGAACGCCGCCAGCAACCACGAGCACGACGACGCAGGGACGCCCCGGGAGAAGCGCGCCAAGGCCUCCAAGAAGAAGAAGCGCUCCAAGGCCAAGGCCGAGCGAGAGGCGUCCCCGGCCGACCUGCCCAUCGACCCCAACGAGCCCACCUAUUGCCUGUGCAGCCAGGUCUCCUACGGGGAGAUGAUUGGCUGCGACAAUGACGAGUGUCCCAUCGAGUGGUUCCACUUCUCCUGCGUGGGCCUCAACCACAAGCCCAAGGGCAAGUGGUACUGUCCCAAGUGCCGCGGGGAGAACGAGAAGACCCUGGACAAGGCGCUGGAGAAGUCCAGAAAGGAGCGUGCCUACAACAGGUAGUCGGCCGGCCCUGCGGGACAGUGGACCGAGGCGCCCGCUGCGGGGCAGCACAGCGAGGGCACAGUUGGGGGCCGGCCGGCGGGCAUUGGCCGGGGCGCGGAGCAGACGGGGCCACAGCCUAGAAAACCUCCGAGGCAGGUUCCAGCCAGACCUUGGUGAGCCAGGUGGACGAGUCAUGUAGGGGGCCGAGAGUCUGGUGGGGACUUGGAAGCACCCUGACACGUGCGGGGUCAAAAGAGGUUUUGCUUAGCGCCUGUUUUAUUGUCAUGAGAAUAAUGUCAUGACUUUAUGGGUGAGGUUUGGGGGAACUAGCUCAGUAGCUAAGAUUCCAGUCCAUCACAGACUUACUCCCGGCUAUAGCAACGUCUAUCCAUAUAACAAAUUCAAUAAAAGGGCCAAAGUUGGAAGAUUAUCUUUUUCUUCCAGAAGUCAGUGCCUGACUCGGACACGACAAGACGUUUCAGGUAUGGGCCGGGCCCCGGGCUGUUUGGAAAUGAGGGAUAUUUCGGUGGCUGCCCCCCAGAUGUAUAAAUGUACAUUUUCUUCCCAAGUGAGCGGGGCUUCUCCGUGGGCCUCCGCCCCUGCGUAUGCAUGACAGAUGUAUGCUGUACAAAUGUGACGGAACUCGGCCAGUCUCUCCUCUAGCAGUAUUUCAUUUUGACGUUAGUGAUUUUUAAAUGUUUGUCUUAAAAAACAAUGUGCACACCAGCAGCUUUGACAAAGCCUUAAGCAAGUUUUGUAUUCUUUCUCUCACCUGAUGCUACCCCAGAAGCUGCCCGGUGCCCGCCGACAAGGCUCGGCAGCAUCUCCUCAGCUGGGUGUGGGGACGCAGCCCCUGGACCCACCCGGCUUUCUGUGCGCCCCCCGAGUUCACAUUGAGCUGUUGUUAAACGGUUAAGAGACAACCAGAGCAAGGAUCUGACACCUGAAAGUGAUGAAAUUCCAAUCUCAGUCCCCAUGAAUAAAGUUUUAUUGCACACAA
Messenger RNA from Suncus etruscus (white-toothed pygmy shrew), 1880 nucleotides. RefSeq names its product inhibitor of growth family member 1 (gene ING1). Lineage: Eukaryota; Metazoa; Chordata; Mammalia; Eulipotyphla; Soricidae. Gene Ontology annotation, cellular component: nucleus. The transcript has 2 exons. The coding region runs from base 65 to 898 and encodes 277 amino acids. The record is from RefSeq and is a predicted model, not a curated record. Gene Ontology annotation, biological process: positive regulation of DNA-templated transcription.